Molecule: messenger RNA, 748 nt
Organism: Colletotrichum destructivum
Lineage: Eukaryota; Fungi; Ascomycota; Sordariomycetes; Glomerellales; Glomerellaceae
Exons: 1
Coding region: 1-534 (177 amino acids)
Source: RefSeq, a predicted model, not a curated record
AUGAAAAUGACAAACAACAAUACAAACACCAACCGGGAAACAUGGCGUCUGGCAGGUGGAGGCAGGCGGCAGGAUCAUCAUCGACUGACAGCGCACAACAUGUGCUUCUUUUCUCAGCAUCUCUCUCAAUCUCACACCACUCGCACCACGCACAUGGCCACAAGCACGCGCACGCGCACGCGCACAUACAAUGCCCAACGAUGGAUGCCGUUCCAAGUUGCUCCACGCCUCCUUCUGCGGUCAAUCUUUGUACUACUACGCCAUCUCCUCUCAUACGCGCCCAGCCUUCCACUCCGAUUGCGCUCCGGUAUUGCUUCUUUUCCCCUGCCUCUGGUCAUUAGGGUCGCUCCCAUAUGUACAGCCCUGUCGUCAUGUCAGGCACCGAUGCUGUGGAGGCUGGCACAGUUCGAGACACCCGGGAGACAACAGACAAACAAACAAUCAGGAGCCAGCCGGAUCCCAAGCCUUCUGUGGCUUGACCAAAAGCAAAAGAUGAACGAGACGACGUGGGCGUCGUGUGGCCACCUUUGCUGACGAUAGUGUGGGUGGGCAUGUGGGGGGGUGUGACAACACCACAACACCGAUGGCUUCGGUACAGCCGCUGAAACAAAACAAAAAACAAGAAGAAAACGAAGAAAAGAGAACUCGAGAGAACACAACAGCAUAAGAAGAGGGACCGCGAAUACGACGGCCAGAAAAAUAGCCGCUCGAAAGCCGCUAGCCAGCGAAGCAGUGAGCAAGCAUGUCC